This is a messenger RNA of Spodoptera frugiperda (fall armyworm), 1302 nucleotides long. RefSeq names its product L-threonine 3-dehydrogenase, mitochondrial (gene Tdh). Gene Ontology annotation, molecular function: L-threonine 3-dehydrogenase activity. Gene Ontology annotation, biological process: L-threonine catabolic process. NCBI's taxonomy places the organism in Eukaryota, Metazoa, Arthropoda, Insecta, Lepidoptera, Noctuidae. The transcript has 4 exons. Bases 99 to 1127 code for a protein of 342 amino acids. The record is from RefSeq and is a predicted model, not a curated record.
UCACCUCACGCGAGAGACCCCUCUGUACUGUUUACCAGUUACCGUUUGUCUUACACAGCGUUUUAUCGUGCGGUCUAUCUGGCGCUAUAUUCAUAAUUAUGUUCAUAAGGAAUUUAUAUCGAAGUGCUAUUAAAAUAAAUAUUAGACAUUAUUCUGGAAGCAGUUUAAAAAAACCACCAAAGAUUUUAAUUACUGGAGGUCUUGGUCAACUAGGCGUCGAGUGCGCUAAAUACCUUCGAGGAAAAUACGGGCGGGACAAUGUCAUCCUUUCGGAUAUUAUAAAGCCCUCGCAAGAAAUAGUUAAUGAUGGCCCAUACAUAUUUGUGGACAUUCUGGACUUUAAGGGCCUCCAGAAAACGGUCGUGGACCACAGGGUCGACUGGCUGAUCCACUUCUCAGCUCUCCUGAGUGCGAUCGGAGAGCAAAAUGUUCCUUUAGCAGUACGAGUGAAUAUAGAGGGAGUGCAUAAUGUAAUUGAACUUGCCAAACAGUAUAAUCUUAGGCUCUUUGUGCCGAGUACAAUCGGGGCAUUUGGUCCUGACUCUCCUAGAAAUCCAACGCCAAAUAUAACAAUACAAAGACCAAGGACUAUUUAUGGUGUGUCUAAAGUGCACGCGGAGUUGUUAGGCGAAUAUUAUUACCAUAAGUUCGGUUUGGACUUCCGUUGCCUGAGGUUCCCUGGUGUUAUAUCUAGCGAUCCUCCCGGCGGAGGCACGACAGACUAUGCUAUUGCGGUCUUCCACGAUGUUCUUCGUAAAGGCCAGUACCAAUGCUACCUCAAGCCAGACACGAGGCUACCGAUGAUGCACGUGAGGGACGCCCUUCGAGCCCUCGCAGAAUACUUGGAGGCUCCUAAUGAAAUACUAAAUAGAAGAGUGUACAACGUCACUUCGAUGAGUUUUACUCCAGAAGAAUUGACAGAAGCAAUGAGCAAACAUAUUCCUGAGUUCAAGAUCACUUAUAUGCCUGAUAGUAGGCAGGAAAUAGCUGAUUCCUGGCCGCAAGUUUUCGACGACAGUGAGGCUCGGAGGGACUGGAAUUGGAAACCAGAGGUCGACUUGGACAACCUUGUGAAGCUGAUGGUAAAAGAAGUCAAAGAGAAAAUUGUUGCCAAUGGACUAUCAUAGUGCUAAAAAAAUUAAACGUUUGAAAAUAUCUACACCGUUCAUACAGAGGUAUUCUGUUUGUGGAUAGUGUUGAUAUUUGUUGCUAAAUUCACAUAAAACAAUGCCGUCCAGUUGGUGCAUUUAAUUUUCUUUUAAAUGUAAUAUAAUUUUAAAAUAAAUAAAUUCUAAAUCCUAA